AUGCCGCUAGUUGAGGGGUACAGCUCUGACUCUGAUAGCAGCUCUCACUCUCAUGCUGAAUCGAACAAAUUGCCGAAGGCUGUGAAAGACCAGGAAAACAAUGACUCCAUCAGCGUUGAUCUAACCCAGCUGGAGCCCUCAAAUCAAGUUGCCAAGAGACCUAACCAUAACACGACGCGAGCUAAGCGCAAGAGAAGAAAGGGGAAAGGACCUUGGGCAUCUUGGUCAUCUUCUGAGGAAAGUGAAGAGGAACCAGGACCGGAGGUCGCGUCCGAAGCGGAGAAAGAGUCAGGUAUUUUGUUGGAAGAUGAAGAAUUUCAACUCUCCCGGGACGAGAAGACACUAUCUAGCGAGAGUACGCGUUUCUAUGGAGACUCGGUAACAGAUUACCAAGGAAGAAGCUUCUUGCAUCCGCCUAUCGAAGUGGAUAUUGACUUUACCAAACCAGAACUUUCCUUUAGGUGUUAUCUGCCGAAAAAGAUGAUUCACUCGUACCGGGGGCACCACAAUGGUACUACGACGAUUAAAAUGCUCCCCAAAUCAGGACAUCUUUUUUUGUCCGGCGGAAAUGACAAUAAGGUUAAAUUAUGGGACGUAUAUCACAAGCGCGAGCUUCUCAGGGACUAUUGCGGCCACUCGAAGGCGGUGCGAGACGUAAGCUUUAGCGGUUCAGGUACUUCUUUCCUUAGUGUGUCCUAUGAUCAACAUAUGAAGAUAUGGAACACAGAAACAGGUGAUAUUGAGCAUCGUUACAAGUUCCCUGCUGUGCCAAAUUGCGCCGAGUUCUCCCCUGCAAACUCCAACGAAUUGAUAGUUGGGCUUUCAAACUCUGAGGUGAGGCAUUACGAUUUGAGAGUCGCUCAUAAAGACGGUUUAGUGCAGGUCUAUGACCAUCAUUUGUCCUCUAUAAUCGCACUCAAGUACUUUCCAGAUGGUUCCAAAUUCAUUUCAUCCUCUGAGGACAAAUCGAUGCGUAUAUGGGAUAAUCAAGUUAAUAUACCCAUAAAGCAGAUAAGCGACACCGCUCAGUAUUCAAUGCCCUUCAUUGACAUUCAUCCAGAGCAUCACUAUUUUGCUACUCAGAGCAUGGACAAUGCUAUCUAUGCUUUCUCAAUGAAGCCCAAAUAUAGAAGAAAUCCGAAGAAGCGGUUUGAAGGUCAUAAGUGUGCCGGUUAUGGAAUAGGCUUUGGAUUUUCGCCUGACGGGCAAUACCUCGCAUCUGGAGAUACAAAAGGGCGGGUAUAUAUAUGGGAUUGGAAAACCACCCGACUCUUGAAACAUUUCGAGGUCCCAGGCAAGAAAGCAGUCAUUACGGUUGCAUGGGCACCUCAAGAGACAAGCAAAAUGUUGUGUGCAGGUAACGGAGGAAGAAUCUUUCUAUAUGACUAG
Lachancea thermotolerans CBS 6340 is the source of this 1389-nucleotide messenger RNA. It is a transcript of the gene CDC40, whose product is annotated as Cdc40p. The transcript has a single exon. The record is from RefSeq and is a predicted model, not a curated record. Gene Ontology annotation, cellular component: catalytic step 2 spliceosome. Gene Ontology annotation, biological process: mRNA splicing, via spliceosome. Gene Ontology annotation, molecular function: mRNA binding; protein binding. The coding region runs from base 1 to 1389 and encodes 462 amino acids. NCBI's taxonomy places the organism in Eukaryota, Fungi, Ascomycota, Saccharomycetes, Saccharomycetales, Saccharomycetaceae.